AUGUACAACUCGGUAAUUGGGUGUAGAAGCGAAUCGUGCAUCAACAACGUCAAAUUGAGCCUAAACUGCACCAAAGACUACGCGACAAGUACGACCCGGUCGCGGCGCUCCGAUCACUACGCCAAGCCCCCCAAAUUGCCCGGGCAAGCCUGCAGCUUGGACGACGUCUCGACCGAUCCCUGGGGAGCCAGCAGGAGCGGCCACGCCAACCGGAACCUCCUGCAACAGCGAUCGAGCUUGAGGAGGACGCGCAGCUUGGCCGUCUCCAUCGGGGAGGAUUGCCCGCAGAAGAGACUGCCCCAGCUGAUACCCCGAGCGAAGCUCAUCAAAGUUAAUAAUAGGUAUAAGGGAUUGAGCGCUGAUAAUUUAACUCAAAAUAUCCACGAUUUUGUGCACUAUCAAGAAUCUUCCUAUUUCGAUAAACGUUCGAACAGCAAACAGAAUCCUCUGCAUUCGUACGUAUCUUUGCAGAAUAUCCACGAGAAUUUCGACUGCAACAACAACGCUUCUUCUUCAGGAAAUACUUAUAGGGAACUGAGCUUGCCUAAUUAUUAUCCAGACGUGAAAUACGAUACUGACAACACGGACGAUUUAUCUUGCUUAUCGUUGGAGAAUUCCAGUAGAAUUAAAGAGAGCAUUUCGUACGAUGAGAAUAUUGUGUUGACGACGAAUAAAAAUCUCUACGAAGAAAGCAAACCGAAAACGAUAAGAAACCCGACGCCUUAUAACGAGAAUUACGGUACAAUCAAUCCGGUCAAAGCGGAAAGCCAACCGGUAGAAGAGAUCGAUUCGAAUUUGGACGAAAUUAAUCUAAAAAUCGAAAAUAUCACUAAAACUUUAUUGGAAGUUAAAGGAAUUGACUCGAAUCCUGAGCAGUACAAGACCGUCGUAGAGGUAACCCCGCAGGAAAGUACCGAUAGAACCCACGGGCAUAAUUACCUCAAAGAGUUCCUCGAAACGCAGAAAGGUUCCAAAAAACCCUUGCAAAAUUUCAUAACUAAGAAACUGUCGAAUUUAUCCAUCAGGAAGAACUCGAGUUCGAAUUUAACGGAGCAUCAGUACUACUCUCUGCCCGAUAUAAGCAUCGGGAAGAAUUUGAGGAAGUGCGAGAAAAUCGACAGGAAGCUGAGAAAGUGCAGUAAAAAGGAGUCCUCUUCAAAAGAGAACCGUUUCAUCAUAAACAUCGGUAGUCACUUCGAUUUAUCGUCGGAAGGUAACGCAGCCCCGCCGGAUUUCGAACUGAAAAUAGCGAAAAUCCCCAAAAAGAGCACUCCCAAAGAGCAAGAGGAAUUCGUCGAAGCGAUCAAAAAGCUCAAAAACUCCCUAAACGAGAAUCUCCUAAACGACAACGAAAAAAUCGACGAGAUGAAGAACCACUGGAACAACGCCGAAAAGUGCAAAAUCGUCGACGCCACCGCCAAAACCGAGAAAACCCCAAACAAAGUCGAAUUAACCAAACGCCUAUUCGAACCGCAACAGCAAGAAAACACCAACAAACUGUCCCCCAACAUCAAGGAAACCUGCUCGUACUUCGAGAACAAAAACUCCUCGUUCUACAACCACCACAACGACGACAAAUUCCAAAGCCUCUGCCCGAAUUCGGUGGAAAUUAUCUCCGGCAAGCCGCAGGAUCAAGAACAAGACCAUUCUCUCCAACAACCACCCGAAUUCGACCACGUCAGGUACAAAAUAAUCAAAUCGGACCUCUUCCAGAAGAACAACAAAAUCAUCGCCGAUAAAAAUUGCGACGACUCCAAGCCCCAAUUCGACGACCUGAUCAGGUACCUCAGAGACUACAGCUUCCAGGAGCUGCUGGUAGACAACAACAUCGUCAUAAUAGAACCCAUCAGGUCCAAAAUACCGUACGAACCUUCGUCUUGCGUUAAAUCCGUUAAGAACAUUUCUACUAGCAUAAGAAACAACCAAACCAACGACAACACCAGCAAAUCGAGCUUGAACAGGAAAUUCUACUACCACCCUAUAAGGGUGAAUAAGGAAGUAAACGAAGAGGAACUGCCCAGUCCAGAUACAGUGAGGCAAGUGAGGCAGCUGUUCGAAAAACGCACCAAAGCCACAAACCCAGCAAAAGAUAUCAGAUCCUCCACUUCCACAACCGAUUCUAACUAUUCAACAGACUUCGAUAGUCAAGAGAAUCUAUACGAUUCAAUAGACAACAACGAAGAUAUCUACAGCGAGUACGUGAGCGAGGAUAUCCUGAAGAAAAUCAGAGAAAAAGGUACCUCUGUGACCUACUAUGGCGGUAGAAUAGUCGAUAAAAACACGGGGCAAUCGGUUCUAACCAAAUCUAUUAUGGACGAGAUACAUUACAACGAAAAACGGUGCACCGAAUGCGUUAAAUUUAAAAUCCUGAAGUCCAAUAGCUGCGCCAGUAGAUUGGAAUUGGUGGGUACUAGAGACGGUAAGGGUAGGGAAAAAGAAGGGAAAACGGCGCGGAGCCAUCCGAAAAUUAUAGGGGAGGAAAGGAAAGUGUCCCAAUGGAAGGAUCUCGGCGAUCAAAAUAGCCGGAAAGUGUAUUCGAAUUUCUUCGAAUGCGACAAAAUUAAGGGAAACUCGGCUAAGAAAAUCGAAGAUAUGGAAUUCGAACCGUACGAGAUAGCUUAAACGUACGAUAGGUGUAUUUUUUAGUGAGUCUUUUUUUUGUUCAAUUAAGCAUAAUGGAGCUUUAACUGCUAAAUGUAUAAUUUUAUUUCCAAUAAAAUAUGGAUAAA
Messenger RNA from Phyllotreta striolata, 2729 nucleotides. Lineage: Eukaryota; Metazoa; Arthropoda; Insecta; Coleoptera; Chrysomelidae. The record is from the annotation of a GenBank genome assembly.